This is a messenger RNA of Wallemia ichthyophaga EXF-994, 744 nucleotides long. RefSeq lists its product as uncharacterized. The record is from RefSeq and is a predicted model, not a curated record. The transcript is spliced from 4 exons. NCBI's taxonomy places the organism in Eukaryota, Fungi, Basidiomycota, Wallemiomycetes, Wallemiales, Wallemiaceae. Bases 1 to 744 code for a protein of 247 amino acids.
AUGACCGACUCCACGUACGCCUAUAUAAAUCCACAUCAGUCAUUCGGUAUGUCUGAUUAUAAGCCUAGCAAUGUAAAAUCGUUUCGAAAGAGACAGAGAGGUGGCCUAAUCAGAGGGACGAUCAUUGGAUUGAUAUUCAGAUGGAUCUUCUGUGUGCUAAUACUCGGGAUAGUCAUCGCUAUCGGCAUAAUCGCCACAAUCGUUCUUUACGUAAAGCCACCAAAUUUAGCCUUCUUGGGCGUUGAGGAGCCAAAUAAUGGCAGUACCGUAUCCGCUAUCAACAACGCAUUGAGCAUAAACUUCGAUUUGCAGAUUCAAGUCGAUAACCCAAACACCUUCGACAUCACAUUCAACGAACUCUACGCACAGCUCUUCUGGGGUGCUACUAACAUCUCUAUUGGCUAUGGCAGAGUUGAGAAUAUCGAUAUUCGCAGUGAGAACACCACAAAUUUCAGAUACCCGUUCCAUAUCGUCUAUAAGGCUAGCUAUGAUCCUAAUAGACAAGUCCUUGGUGGUUUACUUGACUCAUGCGGUCUCACAGAUCCUAACAGCAAGCCUCCAAUCGACAUCCAAUACGAUCUCGAUAUCGACGUAAAAGCUCUUUCCGUAAAUAUCAAACAGACCAUCAGCAAUUCCAUGUCUGUCACCUGCCCUGGCUUCAGUGAAAGCAUGCUACAGGAUGCUGUUGGCGAUACUAUCUCGGUAGAUGUUUUGGUGGAUGAGUUGACUAGAAAUCAACGCUAG